AAUUCUACAUAAAAUUAUAUAAAUCUUAUGACUGACAAAUACCAGGAAAAAAUGUGAAAAAUGAAAGGCUUUGAAAUCAGAUUUCUGUGUGUGUGCAAAAGAUAAAGAUUCGACGUCGUCGUGAACCCUGUGAUGAAAUAAUUGGGAAACUUUUUAACUUAAAAAAGGCCAUAAACAAAUAUUUUAAAAGUGUUGUAAUAAGAAUGAAAAGACUAUAAGAUUUUUGAAAGUAUCUAUUUCGCCCUUUAUGCCAACACGCCCCUUUGUAGAAUUUUUCUAUUCCUUUUUAAGUGCAAGAUUCGUUAGAUGUUUCUUUGUCGAGUAUCAAACACUCGUACAUAAAAGAGUAUGACAAUUUCUUCUGUGUGGAGUAAAUGUAACAAAGUGAUUAAUAGUUAUUAACAAAGUGUAAACACUGUACGAAAAAGAGAGAAAAUAAACUGUGUUAAUUGGCCGAAAAAAGAUAUUGUGGAAUUUUUUUCCCAGUUUACAUAUUAAUAAAACAACAACAACAAAAAAGCAGCAAAACACUUCUGCUACAAAGAGAAGCGCAAAGGUAAAAUCACUUCAAAAGAUAAUCUGCGAAAUUUUAUAGAAAAUGAAUAAAGAUGAUCUAAAUAAAAAUCUGAAUAAAACGACGGCUGCGCCAGCAAUAUCUAAAAGCAACCAUAAUAAUAAUAAUAAUAGCUCCGAAAUUGCACAACAACAACAACCAAAAUCUAAUGCAGUAGCAGCAAUUUCAGCAUCCAGUUCGAAAUCAAGGAAGAAUAAUAAUAGCCUUAAGUUGGCUGCAGCUACAGCAGUAGCUGCCACUAUAGCCACUAUAGCUACCAACAAUAACAAUAACGGCAAUAAUAGUAUACCUCAAAAUCCCCCGAGUAGUAGCAAAAGAUCUUCGAAGCAGGUCAAUACUACAGGCCGUCAAAAUCCUUCGAAUUCCUCUUUUUCAGCUUCCUCCGUUUCAAACGUCGUAGAUAAUCAACAGUUCAUAAAAACAACAACACAAGCAGCUGCCGAACUGGAUGCAACAGUUAUUCCUGCCGCGACACCCAUACCUGCUGUUACUUCGGACUUGGCAACAGCUAGAUUGAAAAAUAUCAAUAGUAAUAACAAAUCAAAGCUGAAUAAAAUUUGUAACAAUAACCAUACCCUGCUAUCAAACACCAAUUCCAACAAUUCCUGCUCUACUAAUAAUAUAGCAGCUAGCACUGCCCAUGGAAACAAAAUGUCCAAGUCAGCAACAACAGCGAUCACACCAUCUGUUAAUGCCAAAACUCCUGCUAAUGCCACCAGUUUGUCUGCAACUGCAACAACAACAACAACGGGAACUGCUACUACUGCUAGCACCCCAAAUUCCCCUAACGGGAAUGACGCGGUGGCUCCAGCGUCUUUGGCCGAUCCUCCAUCAAUCCCUUGUUCAGCGUCAACUGCAACCGCCACCGGUACAGUACCCGCCAUUACAAAUGGCAAUAAAACGAAUGCAAACGCGUCCAAUGCAGGCGGUGGCUCAACAAAAUCUUCGGCGAAAAAAUCGUCGUCCGCUGCGGCCGCCGCAGCAGCUGCUCUCGCAUUGCAACAACAAGUUGUGGCUGCCUCCUCAUCAGCUAAAUCCUCAAAUUCAUCAUUCACAAAGACUGGGUCAUCAAAAGAUGCCCAUUUAAAGUUCACUUCCGCCUUACCAUUGCUUGUUGGAUCAGCAGCUACUCUAGCAGCUCCAUUGGCAGCAGCAGCCGCUGCUGCCGGUUCUAGUGCCGGCGCUCAAGCAGCAGCUGUUGCAGCAGCUGCGCUGAAGCAAAAGCUUAAGAAUGCAGCCGCUGCUAGUUCAGCUGCUGCUGCUGUUGCUGGCAAUUCCCGCUCCAAUUCAACGUCGACAUCUUCAAAUUCAUCAUCACUCUCCUCGUCAGUGGGUAUAGUAAAUGCCAUCUCUAAUGCUCUGCAGAACAUCAUUACGAGUGAUAAUUCAGAUACCGACACCGAACUAUAUCCGCCUCCAGUCACCGAUCUCUCGGAAUCAGAUGAGGAAUCUGUCUCAGAAAUCCUUUUGGCAUGCUUGUGUCUAAGGCCAGAUUUAUUGGAUGAUAUACCUGAAUCAGAUCCCGACUCUUGCGGUCACGAUGCCGAAGGGCAUGAGGACGAAGAUGACGGCGACGAUGAGGACGAGGACGAGGAAGACGAAGAGGACGAAGAAGAUGAAGAUGACGAGAAUGAAGACGAUGAGGACGACGACGAUGACGAUGAAGAGGACGAAGAGGAAGAAAUCGACGAUGAAGAUGAGGAAGAAGAAAUACAAGAUCCUAAUGAAGUGAGUGGUGAUUUCUUGCUCGAUGUUAACAAUGAUCGUAGCCGUAAUCUUAAUGCCCUCUUCGAAGCUGCUGCCAAUGAAAAAGCUCCGGUUUUGCGCCACGCUACCCAUGCUAUAGAUGAAACUAAGCAGGCUUUAACUAAGAUGCGCGGUGCCAGCAGUGAUAAAACUAUGUUCUCUCGCACUCUGAUUGCUGCCUGCAAUGACAAUGAUGUCAAUACGGUUCGCAGUUUAUUGGGAAAAGGCAAUGUUAAUAUUAAUGAAUCUAUAGACGAUGGCGACUCUUUAUUGUCCAUGGCGUGUUCGGCUGGAUAUUAUGAAUUAGCUCAGGUCCUCUUGGCCAUGUCGGCUGCCCAAGUCGAAGAUAAGGGACAAAAAGAUCGCACACCUUUAAUGGAGGCAGCUUCGGCCGGUCAUUUAGAGAUUGUUAAACUUCUACUUAGCCAUAAUGCCGAUGUGAAUGCGCACUGUGCCACUGGCAAUACACCUUUAAUGUUUGCUUGUACUGGCGGUCAUGUAGAGGUAGUUAAAGAGCUGCUCAAACAUGGAGCUAACGUAGAAGAGCAAAAUGAAAAUGGUCACACCCCCCUAAUGGAAGCAGCUGCUGCCGGCCAUGUCGACGUAGCUAAGGUUCUCUUGGAACAUGGUGCUGGCAUUAACACUCAUUCAAAUGAAUUUAAGGAGAGUGCGUUGACGUUGGCUUGCUAUAAAGGUCAUUUGAACAUGGUCCGUUUUUUGUUGCAAGCCGGUGCUGAUCAAGAGCAUAAAACUGACGAAAUGCAUACUGCUUUAAUGGAGGCGUCUAUGGAUGGCCACGUAGAAGUUGCCCGACUUUUGCUCGAUUCGGGGGCCCAAGUGAAUAUGCCAACUGAUUCAUUCGAAUCACCUCUUACUUUGGCUGCUUGUGGCGGUCAUGUGGAGUUAGCUACUCUAUUGAUUGAACGUGGCGCUAAUAUUGAGGAAGUUAAUGAUGAAGGUUAUACACCGUUAAUGGAAGCUGCCCGCGAAGGACAUGUUGAAGUGGUGGCAUUAUUACUGAGUAAAGGAGCCAACAUUAAUGCUACUACGGAAGAAACUCAAGAAACAGCUUUAACCUUGGCUUGCUGCGGUGGUUUUAGCGAAGUGGCCGAAUAUUUGAUAAAGCACGGCGCAAAUUUAGAACUCGGUGCAUCUACACCGUUAAUGGAAGCGGCACAAGAAGGCCAUACCGAUUUAGUUAGAUUUCUAUUGGAGAAUAAAGCUAAUGUGCACGCCGAGACGCAAACGGGUGACACCGCCUUAACGCAUGCCUGCGAAAAUGGUCAUACCGAUGCUGCCGAAGUUCUUCUUAGUUACGGAGCCGAAUUGGAACAUGAAUCGGAAGGUGGUCGCACUCCACUUAUGAAAGCAUGUCGUGCUGGUCAUCUGUGUACUGUAAAAUUUCUUAUUCAAAAGGGCGCUGAUGUCAAUAAGCAAACCAGCAGCAAUGACCAUACUCCCUUAUCGUUAGCAUGUGCCGGUGGCCAUCAAGCCGUGGUAGAAUACCUUUUAAAGAGCGGAGCCGAUCCUUUCCAUAAACUUAAAGACAACAGCACGAUGUUAAUCGAAGCAGCCAAGGGUGGACACACUCGCGUCGUUGAAUUGCUCUUCAAGUAUCCGCACUUUAUACAAAACCACCAAAAUGAAUUGCAAUCAGCGGCCGCUGCUGCAGCAGCUGCGAAUGCAGCCAAUGCGGCAGGUAUGAACAAUUCGACGGGCACCAAUGCUGCCGCGACCAAUCAAUUACACCUCAUCAAUCUUCAACAGCAAAAGCAAUUGCAGCAACAGCACAAGCAAUUGCAACAGCAAUUGCAAUUACAGCUGCAACAGUUAAGUGCUCCGCCUGGUCUUCACGAAGUAUCAGAAGCUGUAAGGGCGUCCAAUCAGCAAAUAUUUCAUCAACAGCAAUUCACUACGAAUCAGAACACUCUAACUGCCGGAAAUGAAUAUCUAGAUGAGCAACUACAAUUGGCGGCUGCUGCAGUCAGUAAUGACGUUAACAGUCAAGGUUGUGGUGAAGAAUACGCAGCUAUUGACAUCAAUUCAUUAAGCGCGCAGCAACAAGAGGCUUUGAUUGCCAAAUCACGCUUAUUUCAUCUGCAGGCGGGUUUCGGUAAUGCUGGCAGUAAUAUAGAGCAACAGCAACAGAUGGCUCAGCAGCUCAAUAAUCAAACCACACAAUCACGAAAACAUUUUGAUUUGGAAAUGUCCCAUAUUUUACCGCUGACACCUCCACAAAAAGCGCCACCAGCACCUCCGAUCUUAGCAGCCUCUACACAGCCACCACAACAGCAAUCCCAGCCGCAACAGCAGACAUCUCAACAACAGCAGCCGCAGCUAAAAAUAAAAGGAGCUCAGCGAAAGAGUCGUCAACAGCCGCCGGCACCGUUUGAAGUUAAUUUGCCCACUGCCAAUGCUGAACAACAGCAACAACAACAAUUGCAAUUUCAACAACAGCAGCAGCAGCAGCAGCAGCAGCAGCAGCAACAACAACAACAACAACAACAACAACAGGUACAAUUCUCCUUCUUCAAUGAUGAGGCCCGUUUUACGAGGCGUCGAUUUUUCAGAGAAGAUUAUCGUAAGAUGUUAUCAGAAAAACAAAAUGUUCCGCCGAGUUUGGUGCCUGUUUCCUACUUGGAGUUGGCUGCUCCUGCUCCAGGCUCAUCUGUAGGUAAUUCUGGGGAUGGAGCCGAAAAUAAUCUGGCAAUGAACCAAAACUUAUUAUCAGUGGCUCCAGGUGUUGCCGAUGCUAGCGAUAUGCAACACAUGCUGGUCGCUAGUGGACCAAUACCUCAAAAUAUUGCUCCAACUCAAGCUAUGGUGAUGCAAGAACUUUUUGACGCUAAUAACAGUCAAACCUUAACCUUGGCACCAACCACUUUGCCACCAGGUACUCAAUUUGUUCUGGGGCAGCCCACGGCACAACAAUUACAACAACAGCAACAGCAACAGCAAUCGCAACAACAGCUAUCGCAACAGCAACAACCCACACAAAGGAUGGUUAUGAAAAGCAACCAAAAAAGCGGUGGAAUCACAAAUGCGUCUGAAGUAUCCCAGAGUACUGCAAUUAGUGAUCGACCUAAGGCUAAACCAGUGUCAAAGAAGGAUGGCAAAAUGUUGCGUAAAUCCAGUACACAAGCAUCAGUUCUGGCUCUACAGCAGCAGCAGCAGCAGCAGCAGCAGCAACAACAACAACAACAACAACAGCAACUUCAACAACAACAACAACAGCCAGUAUUUCGACAAAAUCAGAUGGUGUCCAUUUACAACAAUUUGCCUAUGUUGAUUACGAACGAUGCCACUCCUACUUUGCAAGCUCAGCAAGCGAUCAUGAAUCAUAUGGUAUUUGCCGCCCAACAACAACAACAACAACAACAGCAACAAAUUGCUUUAGAUGUUAACAGUUCUAAUAAUGUGAAUGGCGGCGUGAUUGCUUUGAGUAAUUCCCCAGCAUCACCUUUGGCUUCGCCAUCCUCGGGAGCAAGUGCUGUGUUUAAUACUCAACAGCAACAGGAAUAUCAGCAACUAAUGGAAAUUGGUUCGAAUAUGGAAAGCGAACAACAGCAAUUACAAAGUCAAGCUGUCCAAGAAUUGCAAGAGGCCUUGGGGCAAGCGGUUUUAGAUCCAAAAUUAGCCAUAGCAACCAACAAUACUUCUACGACAGAUUCUUUAAAUGCUCUAAGUAAGACUAACGCUGCUGCUGCUGCAGCUGCAGUAGCUAAAGCUUGUGGUCUCAAUCCAGCUGAACAGCAAGAAUGUCUAAAAAAAUUGCAAGAAGGCUGGCAAAUUGUAGAUUUACGUCAGCGCAUUUCCCAUAAGCAACCUAAAUCGCCCGUUGAAACGCCACCUGAUAAGCAACAGCUUCUGAUGGAAGCUGUUUUAAACGCGAACGAGCUAUUGGAGAGUGUGGAUGGAUGUGAAGUAAAUUCUGAAAUGAAAAAUUUGGCUACUUUAUGCACAGCGGCUGCAGCAGCCGCUGCCGUUAGUGUACCUUCGGAAGAUUUCAAACCGGAUUUGUCGCAAGGUUUGGAUUCGGAAUCGCUGAAGAAAGAUUCUGAAGGUGACAUUGAGGAUCGCGUUGAUAGUCACCUAAUUCUGGAAGAUCGAGACACAACUACCACUGAGGACGUAGUUGAAGGCAGCGAAGAGACUGCUCCGGAUGAAGAUACCAAUCCCGAAGCAGACCAACAAUUUGAAGAUGUUACCGCUACCACAACAACUACCACACCCAACGAAGAAAACACCGAAUGCGACUUGAACUCACCUUCGAAAAAUAUUAAACUUUCACAACGCCUUGAGAGUUUAAUGUCCACCGUACCCCUUAAACCCGAUGAUCUAUCGCAAGCUUUCCAGGACUUGCGUCAUGAAAUUAGUACGGAUGUUUUGACAGUGUUCCCGCAGAACGUGAAUGUUAAAUAUACCGGAAGUCAAGCUUUGAGUAAUGCCUUGCAACAACAUUUCGCUCAACACGCCAUUGGUUCAAAUUCAAAGGAGGUGGGUAGCGAAGUUACGAAUAUAGUUUGCUCAGAUUUAAUUGAAACUGCCGAAGCUACGGCUGCAUCACCUGAUCCUGACCUUAUAUACCCCGCUUCUAUGGAUACUGAAACCCUUAAGCAAUUUGCUAAUGCGGCUAAUGCUGCACCUGCCUCACAAGCUGGCCCGGUCGCAGCAGUGGCAGCUGGUGACAAUGAAGAAGCUAUACGUGAAGAAAUGUACGACAUAGAAGUGGAAAUGGAUGAAUUUUUCCAUGUCAUUCAUAAUGUCCACGACCCGGCCUUACAGGAAUUUGCUAACAAUUUAAAUUGCGGGGAUUUGGCCGAUUUUGGUAUUAAUUCCAUUUGUAAGACUCGUUGGAAUGGUAAUUGGGCAUUAACGCCAAAAUGGUCCAAUCAAGAUCAUUUGAUGAACAACGCCGCAGUUGCAUCUCAUCAACAGCAACCUCAACAGGCAAUAUUGGCAGUUAAUGAAGCAGAGCAGCAACAGCAACAGCAACACCAGGCACAGCAGCAGCAACAACAACAACAACAACAGCAACCCGAUCAACAACGGCAAGGCAAUUCCUUAUUCUUGGAUUAUCAGUUCUCCCAAUUAUUGCAUCAAGCCAUUACUGAAGUUGAUGAACGAUGCAGGCGUGAAAGAAUGCAGAAAUAUCUCACAGACGAAGCAAUCCAACAGCAAGAACCCCAGCAACAACAACAAUUACAGCAAAAUGUACCUCCUACAAGCAACAAUCAAAGUGCUGUUGCCGUAUCUGACUAUCAGUUGCAGCAGCAACAACACCAACAGCAACUUGAACUAGAUCAAGAACUUAAACAACAUAUACAUCAACUGCAGCAACAGCAACAAUCUAAUGUGAGGCUUUUGAAAGCAGUAGCAGCAGCUGCUGCUGGUCAACAACAACAGCAGCAACAAGAUAUAAACAGCCAACAGGGUACUGCGGUUAGCGCAGCAGCUGCGGCACCUACAAAUUUCGUUUUUAACGUUGAUGGUAGUAGUGGUGUUGGGACUGCUGUAGCUGACAAAUCUUCGCAAUCUCUGCAAUUGUUCAUACCUCUGCCACCCACAGUACAGCAGCAGCAGCAGCAGCAGCAGCAGCAGGACGGUGAAACAAAUGCUAUGGUGGCUGCUACAGCUCAGCAGCUACAACACUUAAAAUUGCAUCAUCAAGAAUUGCAAGAUCAACAAAAACAACAACAACAACAGCUUAAAUUAUUGCAACAACAAGAGCAGCAGAUACUACAAGAUUUGUCUCAACAAACAACUGAAGGUUUAAUGCAACAGCAACAACAGCAACAACUGCAGCUACAACAGCCGCAGCAGUCAGCCGGUUUGGGUACAUUGCAUGAUAAUAUGUUGUUACAGCAGCAGGAAACAGCAUUGGCUCACCAGGUUCUCAACCAGCAAGUUUUAAAACAAAAACAACAACAAUUAUUGAUGCAACAGCAGCAGCAGCAACAACAACAACAACAUCAACAGCAACAACAGCAAUCAACACAGGUACAAGUUGCCACACAAACGCAGCCAUCUGUAGUUAUACCACAUCCUAAUGCGGUUCAGGUACAAACAGCACGAGGCGUUAAUCAAUUUUGUUCGACGCUCUCCACUAUGGCUGCCACUGAUGUGGGUUUGGGUAGCGUGUGUGCUUUAACGCCCCAACAGCAACAACAACAACAACAACAGCAGCAGCAACAAUUGCAGCAAUCUCAAUCUCAACAGCAGAUGGCUGUAGCUGCAGCUCAUGCUGCCGCUGCUGCUGCUCAACAGCAACAGCAACAUCAACUCGUCAUACCAGCACCAUUAAGUUCAGCUUUAACUGCCGUGGCAGCAAAUACUUCCGUAUUGCCACAAGCAUCUACCAGCAGUGGUAGUGGAUCAGGUAAAAUGCCUGGCGGUAUAGCCAAGAAAGUCAUUGACAAACAAUCGCGCAAAGAAAGAAAUCGUUAUUCUUUAUUGAAACCAUCUGUUGCUGGUAGUCAAGCUAACGCCGCUGCCCAACAGCAAUAUCAGCAGGCAGUUGCGGCAAGUACUGCUCUAGAUAAAACCAUUGAUGUGGACUCGGAAACGGAUUCUAAUCAUGAUACCGCUCUCACACUAGCUUGCGCCGGUGGCCAUGAAGAACUUGUGGAAUUGUUAAUAAAUCGAGGCGCAAACAUAGAACAUCGUGAUAAAAAAGGUUUUACCCCAUUGAUACUGGCUGCCACCGCUGGGCAUGAGAAAGUGGUUGAUAUCUUGCUAAAGCAUGGAGCAGAUUUGGAGGCUCAAUCUGAACGCACCAAAGAUACGCCAUUAUCUCUCGCCUGCUCUGGAGGUCGCUACGAGGUGGUUGAACUUUUACUAAGCGUGGGAGCUAACAAAGAACACCGAAAUGUUUCCGAUUACACACCAUUAAGUUUAGCUGCUAGUGGUGGUUACGUAAACAUCAUAAAAUUGCUUUUGAGUAAUGGUGCGGAAAUUAACUCUCGAACUGGUAGCAAACUGGGUAUUUCGCCACUUAUGUUGGCUGCUAUGAAUGGGCAUACGGCUGCUGUUAAAUUACUCCUGGAUCAGGGUUCUGAUAUUAAUGCUCAAAUCGAAACUAAUCGUAAUACUGCCUUGACUUUAGCUUGCUUUCAAGGUCGCCACGAAGUCGUUAGUUUGCUAUUGGAUCGGAAAGCUAAUGUUGAACAUCGGGCUAAAACGGGGUUAACUCCACUAAUGGAGGCGGCCUCAGGUGGUUACAUAGAAGUGGGUCGGGUUUUGUUAGAUAAAGGUGCCGACGUCAAUGCCGCUCCGGUACCUACGUCUAGAGAUACAGCGCUGACAAUAGCUGCCGAUAAAGGUCAUUUGAAAUUUGUUGAGCUUUUGCUUCUGCGCGGCGCUGCCGUCGAAGUAAAAAACAAGAAAGGCAAUUCCCCCUUGUGGUUGGCUGCCCACGGCGGUCAUUUAAGCGUUGUCGAAAUCUUAUAUGGACACAAUGCAGACAUAGACUCUCAGGAUAAUCGUCGUGUCUCCUGCCUUAUGGCCGCAUUCCGUAAAGGUCAUACCAAAGUGGUUAAAUGGAUGGUUCAAUAUGUUACUCAAUUUCCUUCUGAUCAAGAGAUGCAUCGUUUUUUGAGCACUAUCAGUGAUAAAGAGUUGUCCGAGAAAUGUUAUGAUUGUAUGAAAAUAAUCAGAGCUGCGAAAGAGGCCCAAGCUGUUAAGGCUAAUAAAAAUGCUUCUAUCCUCCUGGAAGAAUUGGAUAUGGAAAGAACACGAGAAGAAACCCGCCGUGCUGCGGCAGCUCGUCGCCGUGAACGUAAGAAAAAGAAAAAAAUGGAAAAAAAGGAGGAGAAACGUCGCCAAAUGGAAGAAGCUUCAGGAAGCAUCCAUGGAAAUGAUCCGGACAAUGAUAAAGACUCCGACAAGGAAGAAGAUAGCGACCACGAGGAAAACAAUAUCGGCGAAGACGAUGAUGAUCAACCGAUUCCACAAAUUUAUCGCGAAGAAGGCGAUUCGGGGAUUGACCAGGGUUCAUGUUCUAGUACCGAUAUGAAAGCUAACGGUAUUAACAGCAAUUCCGUCGCUGAGAAGUCAAUUGGAGUUGGAGCUAAAAGCAAACCGAAGAAAAAGAAACAACUAGUAACGCGUAACAGCAGCCCUGUGGUAGAAGAGAAUCUAAAUUUAUCUAGCAGAUCAUCCGGCCAAAACAAGCAGGCCAAUGCUAAAAAAGAUGAACAGCCCGCCGUUAGCAAAUCGUCAGGAAGUUCUAAAAGAAACCAAGAAGCAAAUGCUCAAAGCAAUACAUUGCAAUCAAGAGCUCAUCCCACUCCCAACAAUGCAACUACGAAAAAGCUUGAGCCACAUAACAGAAAAGAUGAUUUGGUGGCACUCCCUAAUACUAACAAUACAAUUUUUUUUGCGCCACCAGCUGUGACAAGUACCAACGGGAAAAAGAAGGAUUUAAGUAGACAACGUGAGAAAGAGAAUCUUGCACCAAAAGAAACAUCUGCUAAUACCGCCUCGUCUCAACUUUCUCACAACAGUACCCAUCAACAUAAACCACAACAACAGCAGCAACAAUCAAAGCUUGAUUCGGCCUGCGGUGGUGGAAAUCGUAAAUCAUUGGUUUUUUCAGCCACUAAGAAUCCGGAAGAUUCAACUAAAAAAGAAACAACGGAUCAUUCCAACACUGCAGUCUUGUCUGCCGCAAAAACAACUUUGCCGUCAAAGCGCAGUGAGAAUGGUUGGAAAGAAGUCGUGCGCAAAAGCUCAACGCAACAGGGUAGUUCGACUGCCGCCAGUUCAUCCUCUUCAACGGCUACUUCUAAUACGAAUCCAAUUUCUACAUCGACAUCAUCUGGUUUAGGAGUGUCAACCACAUCUACGGUCACCUCUACUAUGCCAGAAAUGACUUGUAAAAAAGUGCAGGUACCAGUGAAUGCUAUUUCACGUGUCAUUGGCAGAGCUGGCAGCAAUAUAAAUGCAAUACGCGCCACCACAGGAGCUCAUAUCGAGGUCGAGAAGCAAGGAAAAAAUCAGUCAGAACGCAGCAUUACUAUUAAAGGACUCACUGAGGCCACAAAGCAGGCUCAUAUGCUAAUAUUGGCUCUUAUCAAAGAUCCUGAUGUUGAUAUUCUUCAAAUGUUGCCUCGCAUUAAUACCAGCAUUAAAGCGUCCACAGUGCCCGCAGCUUCGUCUUGCUACUCGUCGGCUUCCACGAUGACCGUAGGAAUGUGGGAUAAUAAAACUGCAUUGGCCGUCACUUCAAAUUCUGGACAAGGCAAUAUGUCUUCAGGAUCUUCUACCGCUUCGUCCGUCUCUUCGACAACAGGCACUAUUACACACCAAAGUACUUCUUUGGGAGGUACCGGCUCUAAAAGUGGUGCCUUACCCAAUUCCAAGUCUUCGUCUAAGAGUCAGGGCACACCCAAUGCAUGCCCAAAACCACAAACUGGGCGAACUCAACCUAAUAAACCUUUCUAUUCCCAGCAAUCUUUGCCGACAAGUCGCGGAGCAGUAUCUUCCAACAAUAAUGGUUCUAAACAUAAAGAGGUGUCGGGCGGGACAAAAUCUCUUCAGAACACUUCGAUAUCCAGUACAUAUAUUAGUACUGGAACUCAGAAAUUAGGUUUGGGAUCCAAGCAAGCCGCUAAUAUAAAUUACGGCGGGGUGGUAAAUACGCAAACAUUUGCUGCCAAGUUACUGACAGGCGGAUCGUCCACAGGCACUGGUGGUAAUAAUAAUUUGUCACCAAAAAAAAGUGACUUGCUUGGUGGAACACGUCCUGGUAUUACAGCUCCUUAUGGAAGAGGUAAACCUAUGCCAAGUUCAUCGAUACCACCUCUGGGUGGAGCUAACACUUCAAACGCUUUGGCAGGUCCUAUUGGUACAUUUAAUGUGGCGGAAGCAGCGGCAGCAGUGGCUGCGGCUAAUGCUGCGGCAGCAGCCGCCGCUGCAGCCAGUGCAGCUAAUAGCAUUGCAAGCAGUUCCGCUCAGCAUGCACGUUCCGUCACACCAAUUGGACCGCCCAACAAGCAAAGAUCUUCGACGCCAAUUGGCAAUAAUAUGACAACACAACAACAAUCACCUAACACGCAAGCCGGCAAUGCAAGUCAACAAUGCGCACAUUUAUCUAAUUGCAAUUUACAAAGGCAAUCAAAUCAGUUACAACAACAGACACAACAAUCGCAAUCAAAUUUACACAUGAAUACUACAAGCAUCCAGGAAAAUAGUGCAGUUUCAUCUGCAGCGCCAAUGCCUUCAAGUGGCAAUUUUGGAGCUCAAUUAGCAGCCAAGAUAAGUAGUGAAUACACUCUAUUCAAUGAUUACCAUCAGUCUCAAUGGGGUUCAACUGAUAAUUCACAAAUUUAUAACAAUCAAAGUGCUUUAGUAAACGAUAAUUUACCACAAGCGGAUGCUUCUAAAGCCCCAGGAUACAACCGAAAUAUAUUAAGUUCUCCAGUAGGUAGUUCAAAAGCCUCCUCGAGUCAUUCGACUUCUCCACCUGGCGUUAUAUCUUCUUUGGUAGUACCAACUCAACAGACUUUAGCCAUUUUACCCGAAAGUGGUAUAGGCCCCGUCGGAACUAUACCGGCAGGAGCUCGGUCUCCGGGUUCUGCACUUGUUGCUGGUACGUCAGCCGUUGAGCAAAGUACAGCCCCAACAUCUAUUACCAGCUCCAACAGUAGCAACGUUUCCCAACCUUCCUCAGUUGCAGAAGCUGUGUCGCCUGGAGUCAUUAAACCACCAGCUCCAAUAGGACAGCCAUCCACCAGUGCUAGCCAAACUUCCUCAUCCGCAGCACCGCCAAGUGGUUAUACAGUGGCUAUACAGAGACCAGCAAGCAGCCAACAUCGUGCAAAUAAUACCUCAAAUACUGGACCAGCUACUUCAUCUGCUCUCAGUGAUGUACAAACCGCAACUCUUAACUUUGGACCUAUAGGAUCAGGUACGAAUAGCCGUGUGAAUGGUCCACCAGGAGCUAUUGGCGAACAACCUUCGGUAAAUCGUUACUACGAUCAUUCACAAAUGAAUGCAGCUGCAAAUGCGCAUCAAAUGAACUUUCCAAUGGAUCCAAGCCUAGUACAUCAGGGCUUUGGAGCAACGGUUUCGCGUUUAAAUCCCCGGGCCUCUGUAUUUGGUCAACCGACAAAUACCAAUAAGGUGCAACAACCGCUUCCAGCAGUUCAACCAACUAUAAGUUCAGGAAUUUUUCAUCAACAGCCCAACCAACAACAGCAACAACAACAAGCUCCACAACCACCCCAACAACAGAGCGGAGGAGUUAACUCAGUGUCUAACUUUAAUGCCGCCCCUGGAAAACCUUUACCAUCAACAACUGGCUUAGCACCGGCACGUCCUCAAUCACAACCGCAGGUCGGACAAAGCCAACGAUGGUAUGGAGGUGACUAUUCAACUGCUUAUAUACCGCCAAAUGCACGAGACAUUCUUAACCUAGAAAAUGGCAAUGGUGGCACAAACACUCCGGCUGCUAUGUCACCCAAUCAAAGUAAUGCUGUAUCUGUACCUAAUGCUGGCAGCAGCGGGCUCUUGCAAACUCCUCCACAGAUGAAUCAGCCGCAGCAACAGCAAACAGAUGACAUGCGAAAAAUUCCUCGGCCUAUUGGCACUGAACGUGCGUCGUGGAAGUAUAACAAUUAUCCGAACAUGGGAAACAUGGGAAUGAAUGUUGGGGGAAAUGUUGGCACAGCAGUUGGCUUAGCUACAAUGGAUGAUACUCUGGCUGCGAUGGCCGCAGUUGCUGCGGGUAUGCCUGGUGGGCCUGGGGGUCCAAUGCCUCCAUGGAUGCUGGGCGCUGAUAAACAACAAGCAGCCGCCGCUCAACAACAGCAGCAGCAGCACUCCAACUGGAUGAAACAACAGUAUCGCUAUUAUGGUGGCGGAGGCUUAGGCGUGAAUCCAGCUGAAUACCACCACCAGCAAGAUCAGUUCCAUAUGGCUUUGGAUUAUCAUAACACAAUGCCACCUCCAAACCUUAAUCAAAGUCAGCCUAUGAAUUUAAUACCAACGUUUCCGUAUCCACAUUUUGUGGGUCAUGUCGGAGGUGCUGAGAUGUCACACAUGCCGGACAAGGUUGAACUGUGGGAUCACCACGAUAAGCAUAGUUGGGCAAGCAAUUGGUCAAAUUGAUGAUGUGGUAGUGGUGGCAGUGUCGGUAUUAAAAAGCAGUCAACGAAUAUUAAUUUACUAAAUAGCAAAUCCAGUACUAUCGCAACAACAAUAAAAACUUCGGAUUAUAUGUCACCAUUAACGCCAUCUACACUUUCUAUUAAGUAGUAUGCAUGCACGAUGAAGAUGAUGAUUACGAUGAUGAUAAUCGAUCAUUCGUUCAGCUACAGAAUCAAUUGUUUGUACAACAUUUACGUAAACUCCACAUACAAACAAACAAGCAUAUUUAAAAAAUAUAAACUUUGUUUCGAAUUAAGUGAAAAACCAACAAACACAAUAG
Molecule: messenger RNA, 14750 nt
Organism: Glossina fuscipes
Lineage: Eukaryota; Metazoa; Arthropoda; Insecta; Diptera; Glossinidae
Gene: mask
Product: ankyrin repeat and KH domain-containing protein mask
Exons: 17
Coding region: 599-14431 (4610 amino acids)
Molecular function (GO): protein binding; RNA binding
Source: RefSeq, a predicted model, not a curated record